GCUAAAUCUCAGCCUCUCAGAGGGCCAGUUUUGUCCUCUUCAGUACUUGAAUUUAAAUCCAACUCCAAGCAUGGACCUGCUAACAAUACAAAUUGUCAUUUCUCUUCUAGAAUCACAACCACAGCUGCCUGCAUGAUGGACCUAAGGCGGUACCCACUGGAUGAACAAAACUGCACUUUGGAAAUUGAAAGCUAUGGAUAUACAACCGAUGACAUUGAGUUUUACUGGCGGGGUGAUGAUAAUGCAGUCACAGGAGUAACGAAGAUUGAGCUUCCUCAGUUCUCGAUUGUAGAUUACAAACUUAUCACCAAGAAGGUUGUUUUUUCCACAGGUUCCUAUCCCAGAUUGUCUCUCAGCUUUAAGCUUAAGAGAAAUAUUGGCUACUUCAUCCUACAAACAUACAUGCCUUCCAUCCUGAUCACCAUCCUCUCCUGGGUCUCCUUCUGGAUUAAUUAUGAUGCUUCAGCUGCUCGAGUGGCUUUAGGAAUUACAACUGUGCUAACAAUGACCACAAUCAACACCCACCUCCGGGAAACUCUCCCUAAAAUCCCCUAUGUGAAGGCCAUUGACAUGUACCUAAUGGGGUGCUUUGUCUUUGUUUUCAUGGCCCUUCUGGAAUAUGCAUUGGUCAACUACAUUUUCUUUGGGAGAGGACCCCAACGCCAAAAGAAAGCAGCUGAGAAGGCUGCUAGUGCCAACAAUGAGAAGAUGCGCCUGGAUGUCAACAAGAUUUUUUAUAAAGAUAUUAAACAAAAUGGGACCCAAUAUCGAUCCUUGUGGGACCCUACUGGAAACCUCUCCCCAACUAGAUGGACUACCAAUUACGAUUUCUCUCUAUAUACG
Molecule: messenger RNA, 843 nt
Organism: Castor canadensis (American beaver)
Lineage: Eukaryota; Metazoa; Chordata; Mammalia; Rodentia; Castoridae
Source: RefSeq, a predicted model, not a curated record